This is a messenger RNA of Drosophila ananassae, 846 nucleotides long. RefSeq lists its product as uncharacterized. NCBI's taxonomy places the organism in Eukaryota, Metazoa, Arthropoda, Insecta, Diptera, Drosophilidae. The coding region runs from base 1 to 411 and encodes 136 amino acids. The transcript has 3 exons. The record is from RefSeq and is a predicted model, not a curated record.
AUGCGUACAUCUGAGAAUCGGGAGGACUUCAUCUACAUGCGGACAAUAUCUCCCGAGGAAAUGGAACUUUGCAAAGUCGGCAACUGCUAUGGCAACGGCAAUGGUCUAUUCUCAUUGUACCGAUACUGCUUCGGUGUAAUCCCGAAAACGGGGAGUUACAAUCCCCUGUGUCACUGGCAACAGCCCCAAUGUACACCCCUCCCUGCUGCUGCGGCUGCUUCUGCUGGGGCGGAGGUGGGUCAGGAGGAGCUGGAGGACAAGUGGGUGGAGCAGGAGGAGGAGAUGGCUGCCGCUGCCCGAGUACAUAUCGCUGUUGGGGAUGCUGGCAGAGUUUUCAGGCAGCGCGUUCGAGGCGCCCUCGCCCCGUCCUGCUCCACCUUUCACUGGCCAACUCUCUUUGCGUUCUCUUAGACAGCCGAACCGACUCUCUUUUUCUGGCGUACUUCACAGAUACAUUUUCAAAUGGUGCGUGUCCGGGGAAAGGUGAGCGCUUGCAUUCAUUGUCGUGUAAUGCUUGAUUAGUUGCCGCUACCUUUUGUAUUUGUAUAUUAUUUUCAAAAUAGAAUGUCGCCUCAAAGGUGCCGCUAAAAACAAACUCUCUUAGUGGGACAAAAGGGUUUGUCAUUUGGCGGGUUUUGCUGCGAUAUGUAUGUGGAGUUAACUGAAGGAUUUGUUUUUUCCUAUUUGGAUAAAUUAUUUGAUUAAAUGGUCUGUGCACUCUAGUUACAUAGAAAAAAAACAAUCAUAUUAUUUCAAUAACUCUAUAAAAUUUAUUAUUGUAAAUUAAACUUCAUAAAUAUAUUUAUGAAGAUUUAUUUAUGACUUUAUUUAUCCAUCUACUCUUUA